AGAUGAAACGUGUCAGUUCUAGUGUGCUAAUCUUGAUCCUCUGUAUUGGACCCAUUACAAGUCAGACAAAAACUACUUGGGUACCAUGGACAACACCUUUCUCCUUUACUACACUAGCACCAUCAACACCAGGAUUACCCAGUACAGCCAAGACUUCAAUAGCAGAUAAUAAAAAUCAGAAAGAAACUACUUUGAUACCAUGGACAACACAAGCUAAUACAAAAGGACCUUCGACACCAGGAUUAUCCAGCACUGCCAAGACUUCAAUAGCAGGUAAAAAUCAGAAAGAAACUACUUGGGUACCAUGGACAACACAAGUUAGUACAAAAGCACCUUCAACACCAGGAUUAUCCAGUACAGCCAAGACUUCAAUAGCAGGUAAAAAUCAGAAAGAAACUACUUGGAUGCCAUGGACAACACAAGUUAGUACAAAAGCACCUUCAACACCAGGAUUAUCCAGUACAGCCAAGACUUCAAUAGCAGGUAAAAAUCAGAAAGAAACUACUUGGAUACCAUGGACAACACAAGCUAAUACAAAAGUACCUCCAACACCAGGAUUGCCCAGCUCUGUCAAGCCUCCAACAAUAGUUCAGACCAGUACAGAUGGUAAGCAUAUUACAAGAGCACCAAUUAGGAAAAAGGGUGAUGAAAUUGUGUCUAGUACAAUGGUUUCCUCAACAAAAUAUCUUUCAACAACAUAUGAAAAAGGUCCACCUAGUACAAAAGUACCUACAAUAAUACCACCUAGUACAAUGGUACCUUCAACUGCAAGCUCAUUCACCACAAUAAUAAGAGAAGGUUUCACAACACCAGUCAAUGGACAAUCUAGUACAGUGGUCCCUACAAGAGCAAGUCAGGCAAGCUCAUUCGCCACAAUAAAAAGAGAAGUUUUCACAACACCAGUCAGUGGACAACCUAUUACAGUGGUCCCUACAAGAGCAAGCCAGGCAAGCUCAUUCGCCACAAUACAAAGAGAAGGUUUCACAACACCAGUCAGUGGACAACCUAUUACAGUGGUCCCUACAAGAGCAAGUCAGGCAAGCUCAUUCACCACAAUAAAAAGAGAAGGUUUAGGUUUCACAACACCAGUCAGUGAACAACCUAUUACAGUUGUCCCUACAAGAGCAAGUCAGGCAAGCUCAUUCGCCACAAUAAAAAGAGAAGGUUUCACAACACCAGUCAGUGGACAACCUAUUACAGUGGUCCCUACAAGAGCAAGUCAGGCAAGCUCAUUCGCCACAAUAAAAAGAAAAGGUUUCACAACACCAGUCAGUGAACAACCUAUUACAUUGGUCCCUACAAGAGCAAGUCAGGCAAGCUCAUUCGCCACAAUAAAAAGUGAAGGUUUCACAACACCAGUCAGUGAACAAUCUAUUACAGUGGUCCCUACAAGAGCAAGUCAGGCAAGCUCAUUUGCCACAAUAAAAAGAGAAGGUUUCACAACACCAGUUAGUGGACAACCUAUUACAGUGGUCCCUACAAGAGCAAGUCAGGCAAGCUCAUUCGCCACAAUAAAAAGAGAAGGUUUCACAACACCAGUCAGUGAACAACCUAUUACAGUGGUCCCUACAAGAGCAAGUCAGGCAAGCUCAUUCGCCACAAUAAAAAGAGAAGGUUUCACAACACCAGUCAGUGAACAACCUAUUACAGUGGUCCCUACAAGAGCAAGUCAGGCAAGCUCAUUCGCCACAAUAAAAAGAAAAGGUUUCACAACACCAGUCAGUGGACAACCUAUUACAGUGGUCCCUACAAGAGCAAGUCAGGCAAGCUCAUUCGCCACAAUAAAAAGAGAAGGCUUCACAACACCAGUCAGUGAACAACCUAUUACAGUGAUCCCUACAAGAGCAAGUCAGGCAAGCUCAUUCGCCACAAUAAAAAGAGAAGGUUUCACAACACCAGUCAGUGAACAACCUAUUACAGUGGUCCCUACAAGAGCAAGUCAGGCAAGCUCAUUCGCCACAAUAAAAAGAGAAGGUUUCACAACACCAGUCAGUGAACAACCUAUUACAGUGGUCCCUACAAGAGCAAGUCAGGUAAGCUCAUUCGCUUCAAUAAAAAGAGAAGGUUUCACAACACAUGUCAGUGAACAACCUAUUACAGUGGUCCCUACAAGAGCAAGUCAGGCAAGCUCAUUUGCCACAAUAAAAAGAGAAGGUUUCACAACACCAGUCAGUGAACAACCUAUUACAGUGGUCCCUACAAGAGCAAGUCAGGCAAGCUCAUUCGCCACAAUAAAAAGAGAAGGUUUCACAACAUCAGUCAGUGAACAACCUAUUACAGUGGUCCCUACAAGAGCAAGUCAGGCAAGCUCAUUCGCCACAAUACAAAGAGAAGGUUUCACAACACCAGUCAGUGAACAACCUAUUACAGUGGUCCCUACAAAAGCAAGUCAGGCAAGCUCAUUCGCCACCAUAAAAAGAGAAGGUUUCACAACACCAGUCAGUGAACAACCUAUUACAGUGGUCCCUACAAGAGCAAGUCAGGCAAGCUCAUUCGCCACAAUAAAAAGAGAAGGUUUCACAACACCAGUCAGUGAACAACCUAUUACAGUGGUCCCUACAAGAGCAAGUCAGGCAAGCUCAUUCACCACAAUAAAAAGAGAAGGUUUCACAACACCAGUCAGUGAACAACCUAUUACAGUGGUCCCUACAAGAGCAAGUCAGGCAAGCUCAUUCGCCACAAUAAAAAGAGAAGGUUUCACAACACCAGUCAGUGAACAACCUAUUACAGUGGUCCCUACAAGAGCAAGUCAGGCAAGCUCAUUCGCCACAAUAAAAAGAGAAGGUUUCACAACACCAGUCAGUGAACAACCUAUUACAGUGGUCCCUACAAGAGCAAGUCAGGCAAGCUUAUUCGCCACAAUAAAAAGAGAAGGUUUCACAACACCAGUCAGUGAGCAACCUAUUACAGUGGUCCCUACAAGGGCAAGUCAGGCAAGCUCAUUUGCCACAAUAAUAAGAGAAGGUAUCACAACACCAGUCAGUGGACAACCUAAUUUUGACACAGAUGCCACUUCUGUUUAUGAAAAAACAACACCAGGUCAACAAACCUUAAAGACAUCCUCUACCUCAUCUGAGCCAAGUACAACAGUUCCUUUAACACCCCCUUGGCCAAGUACAAUAGCCCCUUCAACACCUGCACCAAGUACAAUAGUUCCUUUAACAUCUGAGCCCAGUACAAUAGUGCCUUCAACACCUGCACCAAGUACAAUAGUGCGUUUAACACCUGCACCAAGUACAAUAGUGCGUUUAACACCUGCACCAAGUACUUUUGUUCCUCCAACACAUGCAAAAAGUGCAAUAGUUCCUUCAACAAAUGAACCAAGUACAAUUCAGCCUUCAAGUCCCAUUCAACCAAGUACAAUUGUUCCUUCAACUCCCCCUCAACCAAGUACCAAAGUGCCUUCAACUCCACCUCAACAAAGUACAAUAGUGCCUUCAACUCCCCCUCAACCAAGUACGAUAUUGCCUUCAACUUCCCAUCAACCAAGUACUGAAGUGCCUUCAACUCCCCCUCAACCAAGUUCAAUAGUGCCUACAACUCCCCCUCAACCAAGUACCAUAGUGCCUUCAACACCUGCACCCAGCAUGAUAGUGCUUUCAACACCACAUCAACCAAGUACAAUAGUACCUUCAAUACCUGUGCCGACUACAAUAGUGCUUUCAACAUCUGAGCCAAGUACAAUAGUGCCUUCAACACCUGAACCUAGUACAAUAGUGCCUCCAACACCUGAAACUAGUACAAAAGUACCUUCAACACUUGCCCCAAGUACCAUAGUGCCUUCAACACCUGGACCUAGUACAAUAGUGCCUUCAAUGCCUGAGCCAAGUACCAUAGUGCCUUCUACACCUAAACCCAGCACAAUGGUUCCUUCAACGCCUGAGCCAAGUACCAAAGUGCCUUCUACACCUAAACCUAGUACAACAGUACCUACUACUACAAUUACUAGCACAACAGUACCAACAACAACAACAGUGCUGCCUUCAACCAGAGAUCCAAGAAUUGAUCAGUGUAAAAAAACUUGCAAAAAAAUAUUCAAAGUUUACAAAAGAAUGAUUGACUUCAACACCACAUUUAGUAACCAACUUACCAAAUUCAAAAGUGAACCGGAGAUUAGCACAAUCAUCCAGAAAAAACUGGCACGUUACAAAGCAAGACUUGCUAGCCCAGAAGAGAAAAGAAAACGAACCAUCUUGAGUCAUCCUAGUUUUCAGUUCAACAUAGAUUUAGAUGUAAUGCAUUCUGUAAAACGAGAACUUGAACUCCAAAAAAGGGCACCGACAGAUAGAGAACAGAAUUGUUUGGAUUUAUGCAAUAGAGCUCCAGGUGUCGCGGUCAAAUUCUGCGAGUUCAGUAAUGAAGUGGUUGUCUUAGAGAGAUCCCUAAUGAGAGUCCCAUACAUUGAUAGGGUUGUCAAUAAAAGACUUAAAAAACUUGAAAAACUUGGUUUGGUCAAUAAGAAACUUGAAGAAGGUGAGGAAAAAAGAUCUAUUGAUGUUGAUGAAAGAUCUAUUGACAUUGAUACAGAAUCAAAUGAUACUGUUGAGAAAUCAAGUGACCUUAAUGAAAGAUCUAUUGACACAAAAGAGAGUUCUUUAGAUACACCUGAUAUCACCAAAGUAGGUGAUGAACAGAAAUCUAGUGAUCCAGAAGGUUAUGUUGAAAAUGUCACCCAUCAUCCAAACAGUCUAAAUGAUGAAAUGGAUGGAGAACGAGACUGUCGACGCUGGUGCUCCAAAAUUGUAAAUUUGGCCCUACAGCUUCGUAUCUUCAAAAAAUCCUUUCUGCAAGUUACAAACCGUCUAAAACGAGAUCCCUUAAUACGAGAUGUAGUUGACAAACGCUUGAACAAAAAGGGCAUUGAAGUUCUCAUAGAGAAAAGAGCAGAUAUUGAAGGAAGCUCCUGUGAUGAACUCUGUCCAAAAGUCCCUUCAAAGACUGUCAAAUUAUGUGUUUUUGAGGAGAGUUUGGUAAAAAUCAUAAAGAAGACAAGACGAUUGCCAUAUAUUAAUGAAUUGGCAACGAAAAAAGAACAAAGGGAAAGAAAACAGCGCAUUAAGGACCUGAAUCUUGUUGAAUAGAUGGAAAUCUAAAUACAUGGACAUGAACAUGGAAAAUUUGUGUUAAGUACAUGAGUGAAAUCUUUCAAACCAACAUUUUAUUGAGUUGGGGUAUCUCCCCUCACCUUUUAACUGUCCAGCAUUUCCCUCUCACUCGAAGAGCAUUCAAUAUAUCAAUAUACAAUCAAUAUAUUCACCAUUAUCUGUGCAUUCUACUUUGAUUGAAAUAAUCUUUCAAAAGAUAAUCAAUUAGUAAUAUCACAAUGGACAUCAAAUAUUAACCAACCAAGUCAUACAUUAGUUUUAAAUUGUACUGAUUUAUUGCAUUGGAAACUUAACUAGUACGGAUGUAAAAACAAGCAACCAUUGAGUAGAUUUCAGAUGAAAAAUUAUUACAUACACAUAUUUAUUAUAUAUUUCAUUAAAUAUUUGCAAUUACUUGAAAUAGUUCAGAAUUGUGAAAAACUGCAAAAUUUUGAAAGACUUUUUGUCCACACCGCUCCCUCCCCUGGCUACUGGCCUGGGGUUCUACCGUAAAUUAAAUGCAUACCACCCAACCUAAGGUUAUUCAAUUCCGGGAAAACGCCAAAAACUGCAAAACUAGAAUUAUAUGAUUAUUUACUAAAUAGUAAGUGUUCACCCAGAAGUUGACAGUAUGUUACAUUCUAUAUGGAAAUUAAUUUAAUAUUUUCAAUUAGCCUACAACUUAUUUCAGGUUUUGGAAGAAAUAUUUUUCUCUGAAGUUUAAUCAAAGAAAAGUCUCUACGUUUUAGUAGAGCUUGUUCGUUGUUUCUACAUCACCGUGAGUGUGGCACCCUUUAGCAAUACAUGUACACUCCUUAGCAGUGAAUCCCUUAGCAGUACAAGUUAUGCACAUGUACAUUGUACAUAUAUAGAAAUAAUUAACUAGCUGGGAUUAUUUUGCCUUCAUUUUAGAGACAUGACAAAGUGGAUGGGUGACAAAGUGGAUGGGUGUUUUCUCUAUAACCUUCUUAUCAUUAUUUAAAAUAAUUUUUGGAAUAGUUUAGCUACAUUUCCAUCAACUAAGUCCAAAUUGGAUUCAAUGUCACUUGAACUCCAGAGUAUUUUCCAUUACUAAUCUGCUUUAACAGAUCUUUUUUAGGGAUAAUAUUUGGGGGGAAAGUCUGAACGAAAUGUGUUGGUUUUUUUUGGCGUUCAUUAUUUUGCUGUAUCGGCAAUCACUUUUUUGAAGUUUUCUACAGAAAUAUUUUUGCUUGACAAUAAUCAGGUAAAAUGCAUAUAUUUUUGUGACAUAUUCUGACUUCAAACUUUCCAGCAAAUGUGUGACAAAAUACGCAAAUUGCGGGACAGUUGGAUAGGCCUGUAUUUGAGGUGUCAAAAAUACAAUAGUUCCUGGUCAACUGCACUUGUUAAAUGCCAUUUCAUAACUGCUUGGUGCUAUAACUCUGAUGCUGCCUUUAAGUAAAUGUAUUUCUGCUGCCACAUCCUUGACAUUUGGUAGCCACUAUAACUAUGAUUCUAGCUUUAAGUAAAUGUAUUAAUGUAAAUCAUUAAUGUAUUACUGCUGAUGGGUGCCACACAGAAGGCUGUCUGGUUUUGGAGAUUUGGGUGUAUAAAUCCAGCAAGUCUGAACUCAAACCUCAAAAACCUUGAGGGGGCUCCCCAUGGUGAAUCUCUCCUAUCUUUUUUUUAAUUUAGUUUUCACACAGCCACAGUUCAGUGAUAGAUAAUUACACGAUCCAUUAAGGAAAAUAAAUGAUGCCUUAUUGCUUGCAUUUUUCUCCCCUGUAAAUAAACAUUCACAAUAUACAAUCACUGGAUCUGAUUUGGCAUUUUUGAGACUAAAUUGCCCCUUUUGGCUUUAUUGAGCCUGUCUUGGAAUAAUUAGCUUUGAUUUGGCCUUAUUUUGGCUUUCAUGGGCCUGGGAUGGUUCCCAUAGUGAGUCCCCUUUUUGUCCUUUAUACAGGUCUUAAUAUCAACAUUUUUCUAAGUGAUUUAUCUCAUGCUAUAUUUUAUUCAAAUCAUUGCGGUGUUCUCCCUGGAAUAAGAGCAAUUGGGUGCUGCUCCUAUGCUCCUAUCGAAAAUUAGAAAAAUUAAAAAUCUGUUCCAACUAUGAAAUACUGUAGAAACUGUCAAGCUGACCAUUUCUGUUAGUGGAACACCUCUUUAAGUUCAACACUUCGGAACCCCUCACUAACCUUAUGUUAAAUGAAUCUCUGUAAUUAGAACACUUUUCAGAGUCCCAUGGCUUGGUUUAUGUUUAAUGAACCUCUGUAAGUGAAAUACUUUUUAGAGUAAAAAGGUUUCUACUAAAAACAGUUUUACCAUCUUGAGGUAUUUCAACCAAAACUGCUAAAAUUAGGACAUAGGAUGCACUUGGUAGAGAAAAAGCCCAUGGGAGAUCACUGCAUUGAUGAAUGUAUGAUAUUUGAUGAUGUCCAUGGCUGUAUUUCUUUAAAAAGCACGGAUGGGUUUCAUUUCAUAGCAGACAGCAUGUGGAUUUUUCUGGUUGUUUUUUUUACUAAAAGUAGUCUGCUGUUAUGAUGAAUGUUUUUCAUGAAGUGUUUUCAUGUUAAAAUUAUAAUUUUCAAUGAUUUUGUCUGUUGUUUUCAUUUAUUUUGACUUUUGUCAGAAAUUUUAGUGAAACUCAUAUCCUCAUAACUUUAUUUUUUCAGAAUUUAUUAAUCUACAUGUACUGAAAUAUUGAAAUACACAGUCACCAUAAUCAACAUUUAACAACAUUCCACGAUAAUGCACAGAAUUUUGUUGACAGAGGCAGGAUGUAUAUUUUUAAACAGAUGGUGAAAAAUAUAGGUUAUAGAUUCAUUCAUGCAUUUUACAGAGAUUUUAUUGUACAUUUAAGUUAUUUUAAAUAUGUUAUAUGAUGAAGUGUACAAACUGAUCAAGUUUGUAUGAAUAAAGUUAAUUUAGUAUGCAUUCU
This is a messenger RNA of Owenia fusiformis, 7983 nucleotides long. The record is from the annotation of a GenBank genome assembly. Lineage: Eukaryota; Metazoa; Annelida; Polychaeta; Sabellida; Oweniidae.